GGUUAAGGAGAGAACGUUGGAUACUCCCUUCGUACUUGGGGGCAUUGUCACAUGGAUCCUGUCUGCGAUCUCUAAAAUCUCCCAAAAUCAAAUCUCAUUCAUUCCGACAUUUCAUCAAACACCUUCCCUACGUCCAAUCCACCCUUCUCCUCCUUCAAACUUUCAACCAUUUUCAUUCAGAUUGGUAGCACCAUAGGAUGCAAUGCAAGUCUGCUAUUCACCACAGUUAAGAUCUGCUGGAAACAAGAGUUCCUCAUCAUUCUGUAAUUCGGGUGCAUACACGAGUCCAGGAACUCCUGAUUACGGAGAUAACAAUAACAAUGUGUUAGAGUUUCAAAAGGGUUGGUGCUCAGAGAGAGUACCAUUAAGCAAUAGUAGUAGGAGGCAUAUCAGUGCUGCAGCAUUGAUGCCUUUUAAUAGUGGAAGAACGUUACCGUCGAAAUGGGAUGAUGCCGAGAGGUGGAUUACGAGUCCGGUGUCGGGUUUUGGGGUUUGCAAGAGUGUAGAACCGCCGCACCCGUCGCAGAGACGAGUUAAAGCGAAAAGCGGACCGUUGGGUGGGACGCCUGGGGUUGGUUACUUUUCGAAUUACUCGCCUGCUGUACCGGUUCUUGCGGGUUCGGCGUUAACGACUGGUGUUCUUGUGCCUGAUGGAAUGGGUCAAUCUGGUAAUGUACCUGGAUGGUCUGAGUUGUUGAUCGACUCUUCAUAUCCUGAUUUUCGAGAUGAGAGGAAUGAUGAAGAUGGUGUUUCGCAGCGAGACAUGGCGACCCAAAUGAGCCCUGAGAGCAGCCCAGAAGCGUAUGUACCUCCAGCUGUGGAACAUGGCGGACGACAUUCUGCUAGGUUGGAAGUUAGGGAUGUACAGGUGGAUAAAGGAGCCACUAUGAUCAAGCAAUCAAAACGACACAGAAUGGGAAUGAAGGAUAACCGAUCACCGGAGGCUAAUGAAUUGGCUUUGACAUGGAAUGCAACAGAAGGAGCAAUGAAGUUGUCAAAGCUCCAGAAAGAGGAAGCACGGAUCACUGCGUGGGAGAAUCUACAGAAUGCAAAAGCCGAGGCAUCAAUCCGGAAACUUGAGAUGAAACUGGAGAAAAAGAAGGCAGCAUCUAUGGAUAAAAUAUUGAAAAAACAUAGAGCUGCGCAAAUGAAAGCGCAAGAAUUCAGAAGGAACAUGUCAGAGGAUGUUUCUCCCAGACAUUCCCGCAAAUUCAGAAGCUUACGUAGAUACGUCACAGAUUCCUUCAAAGGCUGCUUCAGUUGUCGUGACCCGUAAUCCUCAAAGAUCAUCGUUAAAACAGGUUUGUGGUCUAAGUAACUUCUGCAACUGAAACUCAGUGAUACAGCAAUCUAUUGGUGCUCUAAUUAAAAUGGCUUUUUGAUUUGGGUUCAAGGGGUAGAGUUGAUAUGCUAUGGGGGAUAUAGUUUUGAGACGAAUAUUAUAGAUCCUCAUUUUUGGGAGCGAUAAAAGAGGUAAAUACGUAAGAUCCCAGUUUGGAGCAAAGUUAGGUACAUAUUAUACUUGCUAUUGUAAGCAUUAAACAUCUACGACAGGUCUUAAAUUCAUGCUUUAUAAGAUGUAAGAUUCAGUGCGUUUAGUGUGUUCGGUUCACAGAUUUUGGAAUUCAAA
This is a messenger RNA of Helianthus annuus (common sunflower), 1630 nucleotides long. RefSeq lists its product as uncharacterized. Lineage: Eukaryota; Viridiplantae; Streptophyta; Magnoliopsida; Asterales; Asteraceae. The coding region runs from base 203 to 1276 and encodes 357 amino acids. The transcript has 6 exons. The record is from RefSeq and is a predicted model, not a curated record.